ACAGACCAAUAUACACGUCGCACGUUCGGUCAUAGAGAGCAGUACUCGGCAUAACAACCAGGUCGCCAUAGUCCAAGUAGACUUGGCGAAAGCCUUCGACCGCGUAUCUCAUGACUUCCUUUUCGCCAUUCUUAGACACAUAAACCCGGGAACAACGUUGUUGAAAGGAAUCGAACUAUGCUACCGAAGCUGUGCUACCCGUCUCAUUGUUAAUGGUUCACUCUCGACUCCUAUAAAUUUAGAAUCGUCUGUUAAACAAGGGUGUCCUUUAUCCCCUCUUUUGUUUGCUCUUUACUUGGAACCUCUUUGCUUGAGUGUACUUUCCAACCCUACAGUGGACGGUUAUCAUUUUUAUUCCGCGGAAGUAAAAGUGUUAGCCUACGCUGACGAUAUAGCGUUUUUCUGUGCUGAUAAGAAAAGUGUCGAUAAUGUCUUUACCUUAACCCAGGCAUUUUGUGAAGCAUCGGGAGCGUUGGUAAAUAACUCAAAAUGCGUUGGCUUCUGGUGCGGCCAGUGGGCCACAACACCUUCGAAGUAUGCUGGUAUUUCGUGGAGCUGUGUAGCUCCUCAGUAUUUAGGUGUACCGUUGAACUGCAUUCGAAACAGUGGCCAUUACUGGUCUGAGCGUGCGGCAAAGAUCAAACGUCAAGCCAAUAUAAUGAAAUCAAAUCGGUGGUCAAUCUUUGGACGCGCAAAAGCAUGUAACAUUUUCCUUGUAGCGAAACUCUGGUACGUGCUCCAGGUGAUUUGCUGUGCGAGAGGCCAUAUUAAAAAAUUCCAUAGAGUUUUCGCGACUUUUGUCUGGGAUUCCACUUGGGAACCCAUGCAACGAGACAACCUUUUUCGCUCCAUUGAUACAGGGGGUCUUGGGCUGAUUCACCUAUUUUUAAAACAGGUGGUUGUUCGUUUUAUGUUCUUCCGAACUGUAUCCCAUCAUUUCCUGCGCACUUACGUGCAGGCAGAACUUUCAGAAGCUUUACCAUACUUGGUAGUCUCAUCUGUGCCUGUAGGUACAUUGCGUCCUUUCGGUUUCCUUGGAGAGGUAGUUAGCGCGAUUGAAUUUUUGAAAACCCGGUUUUCUCUGGAGUAUUUAUUUAAAGUUCCCCGAAAAACAAUUUAUGCUGAUCUGAUAGAUGUUGUUUUUCCUGUAACAUUGUAUCGAAGCGUAUUUGGUAACGUUUUGGAACAAGAUGUUUUUAAACGUGUGAAGAAAAUGCGAGUGUCACCUUCUGCGAAAACCUUUUUUUUUAAACUUCACACUUCCACGCUACCUGUUAAGCCUUGGCUUCAAGAAAAAGGCAUUUUCGUUCCGUGGUCAGUGAACUGCCGCCUUUGUAACCAACCGGAAACUAUAGAACAUUGUUUUAUUUUCUGCACUGAUGCUUACCUCUUCUGGGAUGUGUUACAAAGAACUGUGAAAAAAGAUUUAAAUAUAAGUGCCUACACAAUCCGUUUUCUACCUUUAAACCCGAAUGACAGCUUCCCUUAUGAUCUGUUUACACUGAUGGGUUUGCAUAGUCUCUGGAAAACGAGAAUGAUUGACAGAAAUGCUGAUGCUCCCCGGACAACAAAGUCGAAUUUUAUAGAAACUGUAUCACAUGUACGAAAUGUAUUUGACCAUCUCGGUGAACGCCCAGACUGGUAUGCUCUCUUAAAUCGAUGCAUUAAUCUUCCGGAUUUUUAGACGUAUUAUUCAAUACAGAAUACUUUGUUGAGUUGUGAAACCGCACUCGAACCUAUGAGGAAAACUAAACCCCCACGAUGGUGUGACUUUAGAUGAACGAAAUGUAUGUCGACGCCUGUACAUGACACCUAACGCCAACCUUUGUGUACCGUGAU
Ixodes scapularis (black-legged tick) is the source of this 1839-nucleotide messenger RNA. RefSeq lists its product as uncharacterized. Bases 659 to 1684 code for a protein of 341 amino acids. The record is from RefSeq and is a predicted model, not a curated record. The transcript has a single exon. NCBI's taxonomy places the organism in Eukaryota, Metazoa, Arthropoda, Arachnida, Ixodida, Ixodidae.